This is a messenger RNA of Callorhinchus milii (elephant shark), 2913 nucleotides long. Its product is annotated as ephrin type-B receptor 2. Gene Ontology annotation, biological process: cell surface receptor protein tyrosine kinase signaling pathway; axon guidance; central nervous system projection neuron axonogenesis. The record is from RefSeq and is a predicted model, not a curated record. Bases 19 to 2913 code for a protein of 964 amino acids. Gene Ontology annotation, molecular function: protein binding; transmembrane-ephrin receptor activity; ATP binding. Lineage: Eukaryota; Metazoa; Chordata; Chondrichthyes; Chimaeriformes; Callorhinchidae. Gene Ontology annotation, cellular component: neuron projection; plasma membrane. The transcript has 15 exons.
UUUGGAACAGAAACCCUGAUGGAUUCCACGACAGCAACAGCAGAGCUCGGCUGGACAGUCCAUCCUUCAUCUGGGUGGGAAGAAGUGAGCGGCUACAAUGAGAACAUGAACACCAUCAGGACGUACCAGGUCUGUAACGUGUUCGAGGCCAGUCAGAAUAACUGGCUCCGCACCAAGUACAUCCGACGCCGUGGCGCCCAGCGCGUGCACGUGGAGAUGAAGUUUUCCGUGCGGGAUUGCAGCAGCAUUCCCAACGUUCCCGGGUCCUGCAAGGAGACCUUCAACUUGUACUAUUACCAGUCGGACAAGGACUCGGCUACCAAGACCACUCCCUACUGGAUGGAGAACCCCUGGAGCAAGGUGGACACCAUCGCCGCUGACGAGAGCUUCUCCCAGGUGGACCUGGGGGGCCGGGUCAUGAAGAUCAACACCGAGGUCCGCAGCUUCGGGCCGGUCUCCAAGGCCGGCUUCUACCUGGCUUUCCAGGACUAUGGGGGCUGCAUGUCGCUGAUCGCUGUCCGGGUCUUUUACCGCAAGUGCCCCCGAGUCAUCCAGAACGGGGCCGUGUUCCAGGAGACACUGUCCGGGGCCGAGAGCACAUCGCUGGUGGCCGCCCGAGGCUCCUGCAUCCCCAACGCCGAGGAGGUGGACGUCCCCAUCAAGCUCUACUGUAACGGGGACGGAGAGUGGAUGGUGCCCAUUGGCCGCUGCACUUGCAAGGCUGGCUACGAGCCUGCGGAGAACGGCACCGUGUGUCAAGGUUGUCCAUCCGGGACAUUUAAAGCAAACCAGGGUGAGGAGUUCUGCAUGAACUGCCCCAUCAACAGCCGGACCACUUCCCAAGGGGCAACUAAUUGCGUUUGCCGCAAUGGCUACUACCGGAGCGACAAUGACCCCCCGGCCAUGCCCUGCACCACCACACCAUCCUCUCCCCGCAACGUGAUCUCGAGCGUGAACGAGACGUCUCUGAGCCUGGAGUGGAUGUCACCGCGGGAGACGGGGGGACGGGAGGACGUGGUGUACAACGUGAUCUGUAAGAGCUGCACAGCCGGGAGGAGGGGCUGCACUCGCUGUGGGGACAACGUGCAGUUUGUGCCGCGGCAGUUGGGUCUGGCCGAGCCCCACGUGUACAUCAGUGACCUUCUCGCUCACACUCGCUACACCUUCGAGAUCCAGGCUGUCAAUGGCGUCUCCGACCAGAGCCCCUACUCCCCCCAGUACUCCUCUGUCAACAUCACUACCAACCAGGCCGCUCCCUCCGCUGUGUCCAUCAUGCACCAAGUCAGUCGCACUGUGGAGAGCAUCACCCUGUCCUGGUCCCAGCCCGACCAGCCCAACGGCAUCAUCCUGGACUAUGAGCUACAGCACUAUGAGAAGGACCAAUCGGAGUACAACUCGACCACAGUGAAGAUCCAGACUAACACAGCCACCAUCCACCACCUCCGCGCAGGAACCAUCUAUGUUUUCCGAGUGCGAGCUCGCACCGUGGCUGGUUUCGGACGUUACAGCGGGAAGAUGUAUUUCCAGACCAUGACUGAAGCCGAAUACCAGACCAGCAUCCAGGAGAAGCUGCCUCUCAUCAUCGGAUCAGCCGCUGCAGGCCUCGUCUUCAUCAUCGCUGUCGUGGUCAUCAUCAUCGUCUGCAAUAGAAGGCGAGGGUUUGAAAGAGCGGACUCUGAAUACACAGACAAGUUGCAGCAUUACACCAGCGGUCACGUGGCGCCGGGAAUGAAGAUUUACAUUGACCCGUUCACCUACGAGGAUCCCAAUGAGGCCGUGCGAGAAUUUGCGAAAGAGAUUGAGAUUUCCAGUGUGAAGAUAGAGCAGGUUAUUGGUGCAGGUGAGUUUGGGGAGGUGUGCAGCGGCCACCUGAAGCUCCCGGGGAAGAGGGAGAUCUUCGUGGCCAUCAAGACGUUGAAAUCCGGCUACACCGAGAAGCAGCGGCGAGACUUCCUGAGCGAGGCCAGUAUCAUGGGGCAGUUUGACCAUCCCAAUGUCAUCCACCUGGAAGGAGUGGUCACCAAGAACACGCCAGUCAUGAUCGUCACAGAAUUCAUGGAGAACGGAUCGCUGGAUUCCUUCCUGCGGCAAAACGACGGGCAGUUCACGGUUAUCCAGCUGGUGGGGAUGCUGCGAGGCAUCGCCGCGGGGAUGAAGUACCUUUCAGACAUGAACUACGUGCACAGAGACCUCGCUGCCCGCAACAUCCUGGUCAACAGUAACCUGGUCUGCAAGGUCUCCGACUUCGGUCUGUCCCGGUUUCUGGAGGACGAUACCUCGGAUCCGACCUACACAAGUGCUUUGGGUGGGAAGAUUCCUAUCCGCUGGACGGCACCAGAGGCCAUUCAGUACAGGAAGUUCACCUCAGCCAGUGACGUGUGGAGCUAUGGUAUAGUCAUGUGGGAAGUGAUGUCGUAUGGGGAGAGACCGUACUGGGACAUGACCAACCAGGACGUGAUCAAUGCCAUUGAACAGGACUAUCGCCUGCCACCCCCCAUGGACUGCCCCACCGCCCUGCACCAGCUCAUGCUCGACUGUUGGCAAAAGGAUCGUAACAACCGGCCCAAGUUUGGUCAGAUCGUCAACACCCUGGAUAAAAUGAUCAGGAACCCAAACACCCUGAAGGCCCUGACACCCCCCACCUCAGGGGUGACUCUGCCUUUGCUGGAUCGCACAGUCCCAGACUUUUCUACCUUCAGCACAGUGGACGACUGGUUAGAUGCCAUUAAGAUGGGUCAGUACAAGGAGAACUUCACCAAUGAGGGCUACACGUCGUUUGACCUGGUUUCUCAAAUGACGGCAGAGGAUAUCCAGAAGGUUGGGGUGACCUUGGCAGGGCAUCAGAAGAAGAUUUUGAACAGUAUUCAAAUGAUGCGGGCACAGAUGAAUCAAAUUCAGUCGGUGGAGGUUUGA